Messenger RNA from Phalaenopsis equestris, 1582 nucleotides. Its product is annotated as non-structural maintenance of chromosomes element 4 homolog A-like. The coding region runs from base 239 to 1396 and encodes 385 amino acids. Gene Ontology annotation, biological process: DNA repair. The record is from RefSeq and is a predicted model, not a curated record. The transcript has 8 exons. Lineage: Eukaryota; Viridiplantae; Streptophyta; Magnoliopsida; Asparagales; Orchidaceae. Gene Ontology annotation, cellular component: nucleus; Smc5-Smc6 complex.
UCGAGUCGGAGCUUUUAGGCUCUCCGUUGAGCGUCUCCCUCACGCGGCUGCUAUCUUGUUUCUCUUGGCGUCGCGGCUUCGAUUAGGGCAAGGGAUCCUUCGGCUGCCUCGCGUUCUCGGCGUCGCCAGCUUCACACGACAAGACUUGAAAUCAGAAAAAAAAAUCGGCUUGGCUUCACUUUUGUUAUUCGCAACAUUGCGUAAAAAAUCCAUUCGGAAUAUUUCUGUAGAAUCUGUAAUGGUUCGGCCAAUUAAGAGGGAGCGUAGCAGCACAGAGACUACUGAGGUUGAGAAAGAUGCGAAGUUGCAGGUUAAGACCGAGCAGGGAGCAUUGGAGAGAAGAGCUCUGCGGUCACGGUACCUUGCUGUUAAGAAUCUCAUUAGCAAUGAGAGGGAUGAUAUAACUCGUCAAGAUUCUAAGCGGUUCAAAUCCAUUAUAACCGAGGUUGAAGCCUUGCAUGAAAAUGUGAAAAAGCCUAGGGAACAAGUGGCUGAUGCAGAGACUUUACUGGACAUAGCAAGCACACUGGCAAUAUCAGUUAGAUCUCAGAACAAUGAGGGAGUGACACCAUCAGAUUUAGUUACUGCAAUACUAAAGAAAUUUGGUUGUCAAGAACAUAGAGCGCAGGUUGAUAAUUCUCAAAACAUGGUUUCUUGGGAAGAUAUUGGUCUUUCUUUAUCGCAUAUUUUCACACCAGUUCCUGGAUGCUGCACAAUGAUUGGACCUAUGAGUAAUGAAAUUAAGCAACGGAAGCCUACAGUUUGUCGAAAACGAACUAAGCCAACUGAGAGAACUCGCCCUGAAGAGAUUGAUUCUAAAGAGCAAGGAACAAAAACUGACACUGAUAGUAAUAUGGCAACAAUGUUUGACAUUUUGAAAAAGAAAAGAAGGGUUCGUCUUGAAAAUUUACUGUUCAAUAGGUUUUCCUUUGCGCAAACUGUGGAGAACCUUUUUGCAUUGUCCUUUCUGGUUAAGGAUGGGAGAGCUGAAAUCACAGUGGAUGACUCUGGAUUUCAUCUUGUUUCUCCAAAAAAUGCCCCCACCGCAUCUGCGGUGGCCUCUGGAGUGGUCUCCUACCAUCAUUUUGUUUUCAGAUUUGAUUACAAGGACUGGAAGGCCAUGAUGAAUGUUGUGAGACCUGGGGAAGAACUAAUGCCCCAUAGGAACCCUUCGAACGAGUUCUCUCAACCUGAUACAUCUUUUACGGAUAACAAAGCCAAUACUGCAACUUGCUCUACACAACCCGACGCACAUACGACACCAAUCAGAAAGCUGACUCGAAAUCGAGGCCUUAUCAUACAAGAAGACUCGAUUGUAGAGGACUCAUUGGAGAAAGAACCUCUUUGCAAAAAGACCAGCCCUUCUCUCAAAGGAAAACGCCUCAUCGAUUUCUGAUUCUGACGUAGGUGCUUAAACCAUCAGCUGAUGAUAUUUUAGCAUAUAGAAUUUUGUCUUUGUUUGGUAGUUUGUCGACUUCUAACUAUGGAGCUAUGCAUGAGGUAUUGAGCCAUUGGCAGGGAAGUUGUAGGAGAUGUAUUCACAAUGCUAAUUUAAAUGUUCAUUUUUUAUUGAAAGAAUACA